AUGAUGACAAAUAACCUUCAAAUUACACGUUUGAUGAUGAAUCCAAGAUCCUCUACGAUUUAUAGAAUACCUUACGAUGGUGAUAACAUACAUAGACAGAAAUACACUGGAAAAAGAGACAAACGUUGUUCUAUAAAGUGGCUGAUAGCUAUUUUGAUCGCCGUUAUAGUUGGUUUGGUAGUUGUGUGCAUCGUCCUGGCAAUUAUACUUGCAACUAAAUCGAAAUUGACCGUCGAACCUUCACCUGGAACGACUGAAUCUCCGAUGAAACCUCAGUCUCAGUCGUUUAUUACAAGAUGCAAGCCAGAAACGCCGUUGGGAACAGAACAAAGAAAAAUCCAACAUAAAAAACUGAUGUUACCGUCGGCUCCCGAAAGAGUUGGCGAUCAUAUUCUAUUGAAAAACACUUAUAUGGUCGAAUAUUUGUCUGACAUCGAUGUUGAAAAACAUUUUCGAAUGAUUACCCAUUCUCUAAGAUCAUCCAAUCAAAUUUCUCAAUCAGAAAUUCAAAUUCAAACAGUCAUUCGCUCGUCUUUAUUUAACGGUGCUUCAUUUUCGGUAACUACAAACGAUCCAAUCGAAGCGUUAAAAUUGAUCGAAGAUGCGAUUGAUAUACAGCCGGUGUAUUUGAUUCCUGCUCCACAUACGUUUGACAAAGCUGUAUAUUCGGAUAUAUCAAUUGACACGCAGAAUUAUUUGAUUAAUGCUUUCGAUUUGACAGGUGUUGACAAAAUUCAUAAAAAUUUCAAAAAUUUCGGAGAAGGCGUCAGAGUCGCUGUCAUUGAUACCGGUGUGGAUUACUCUCAUCCAGCUCUUGGAGGCUGUUUUGGACUGGGUUGCAAAGUUGCAUUCGGUUAUGAUCUAGUUGGGGACUUAUUCACCGGAGCUAAUCAGAUAAUAGUACCUGAUGAUAAUCCUAUGGAUGAUUGUAGUACAGAAUCGCAUGGGACUCACGUUGCUGGUAUUAUUGCUGCAAAUACCACUGGAAUUAAUGAUACAUUCUUCAAUCCUUCCGUGCCAUUCAGCGGAGUUGCUCCUAAUGUCGUGAUCGGUGCAUACCGGAUAUUUGGAUGUGCUGUUGGUUCAACGAGUUCGGAUGUGCUUGCUGCCGCAGUGUACCGUGCAUAUGAUGACAAAGCUGAUAUAAUAAAUCUAUCCAUCGUUGGGCCCAGUUCGUAUGAAGAAACAAUUCAAAUGACAGCUGUUCAACGUGUAUCCAAUAUGGGAGUGUAUGUUUCCAUUGCUAUGGGAAACUCUGGAACUGGCGGCUUGCAAACCGGUGGUGAACCUGCUAUUUCCUCAGAAGGGUUAGCUAUUGGUUCGGUGGAUAAUACGUACACAUUAAAACAUGUAAUCAUUGCCCCUGACGGUAAUAAAAUUUUGGCUAUAGCUGGACAAGCAUUUGGCCCUUGGAUAACGAAUUUCAGCGCCACAAUUGAUGUCUACAAUCGCGAUGGCGGUUGUUCUCCUAUAAACAAGGCACUUACUGGUAUGGUGAUAUUGUUCGCUGUCACUGGUAGAGAUAUAUGCAAUUCUUAUACCCGAUGCAAUAACGCGGCAAAUGUUGGAGCAGUAGGAUGUCUCUUCUACAAUAUCAGUGCUAUUGGCGGUUUCAAUAAGAUUCCUAAUGGAGCUAUUAGUCUUCAAAAUGGUCUGCGUAUAGUUUCUACGGUCAAUGCCAAUUCGUCUGCUAUUUACACAUUUACUAAUCUACUUGAUCUGACGCCCAUGGAAACUGCUGUGACACCUAGUUCGUUUUCAUCAUUUGGACUCACUGGUGAUCUGUUAUUCAAACCUCAACUUAGCGGCAUUGGUGGUGAUGUUUACUCGACAAUAUCGGCUGCUAUCGCUCGACAAAGGAAAUAUCCUACGCCAUAUAUAAUCAAGAGUGGCACAAGUAUGGCAGCUCCUUAUGUCGCCGGUGUUCUUGCUCUAUUUCUGGCACAUAUUGGUAAUCCUGCUCCAUAUACAAUAAAUGGUUAUGCCGAGAGUGGAAUAUGCCGUCCUAAAAUGUCUCUAAUCAAAAAUAUCAUGCAAUCCAGUGCUAAAAUAGUAAAAAUCCGUGAUUCACCUCUCGCUGCUACAGCGGCUGUGCAAGGAGCUGGGUUAAUAAAUGCUUUCCAAGCUCUGACUGCUACUACGAUCUUUUCACCGAGUGAACUUGCAUUGAAUGAUACAGUGCGAAUAGCCUCGUCACAUAGAGUCAAUGUUACAAAUAUAGGUAACAAAAGUGCGGUGUACCGGAUGAGUCAUGACGGAGCGGCUUUGGCAACAGGCGCGCGCAAAGGUGAUGAUCAACUUUUGCCUACACCGCUAUUUUCAGCUCAUUAUGCUGACGUCGACAUUGAACCAAUUGAGUUUGCACUUCAAUCUGGCGCAUCACGUGAAAUUACUCUUCGAUUUCGAGCUCCUGCUGGCACAGAUGCAACCCUACUUCCAAUCUAUUCAGGUUUUAUUCUUGCUACAAAUCUGGUAAACGGAGAAGUUGCUCAUCUGACAUAUGCUGGUGUUGUUGGUAAUUACGGUAAUGCAAGAAUCAUUGUGCGAAAUGCGCCAUCCGGUAUCAUCACUGGAAUUCAAGAUGCAAGAGGCCAGUACAUGACGAAUACUGGAAUAUCAAAUUUGAAUGCAACUGAAGGACUCGCAAUCGCUAUAGUUUUAGCAUGGCCGACGCGUAUUCUCGUCACGAAUGUUAUUCCAUCUGAAGACAACGUUCAAUUCGAUCCGGAACUAGGUUGCGGUAUACUGAAUGUCGCUGUAAAUCAGCCAAGAAAUGUUGCCAAUAUUGGAGUUUAUAGCUAUACACAAUUAGUAAGGUUGUCAUGGAAUGGUUUAGUUCAAAAGCCGAAUCCAGCUAAUAAUUUUACUGGAGAAAUACAACGUCUUGAUCCGGGUCGAUAUCGAGUUCAAUUUGCAGCUUUAAAACAUUUUGGCAAUUCGAAAAAUUUUAGCGAUUACGACAUAUAUCGUACAUCCCCAUUCAAUUUAGUAUUUUAA
Molecule: messenger RNA, 2997 nt
Organism: Adineta ricciae
Lineage: Eukaryota; Metazoa; Rotifera; Eurotatoria; Adinetida; Adinetidae
Source: the annotation of a GenBank genome assembly